UAUCUGCUGGAUGCGUUAUUUUGGGCAAGAAGAAAAUAAAACCGAGAAUAAAGCGCCAUCUGCUGUAAUGUUUCACAAAAAAUUUGUAUACAUCAGCCAUCACACUGGAUGCUGGAACAUAAAAGACAGGGCACAUGAUCAGCCCAAGUCAUCUUAUAGGGGCAAAAGGAAAUCUGAUGACCUGCCCAAUGAAAAUGAGCCUCAUCAGAAGAGACAGAAAACACAGAUAACAGAAAAGAAAACUAAACUAGUUUUAUACAUCAACCAGCACACUGGAUGCUGGAACAUAAAGGACAGGGCAAAUGAUCAGCCCAAGUCAUCAUCUAGAGGCAAAAGUAAAUCUGAUAACCUGCCCAAUGAAAAUGAGCCUCAUCAGAAGAGACAGAAAACACAGAUAAUAGAAGAGAAAACUGACGUCUCCAACACAACUAAACUAGUUUUAUACAUCAACCAUCACACUGGAUGCUGGAACAUAAAGAAGAGGGCAUAUGAUCAGCCCAAGUCAUCAUCUAGGGGCAAAAGGAAAUCAACAAACUUGACAAAUGAAAAUGAGUCUCAUCAGAAGAAACAGAAAACACAGAUAAUAGAAGAGAAAACUGACGUCUCCAACAAAACUAAACUAGUUUUAUACAUCAACCAGCACACUAGAUGCUGGAAUAUAAAGCAGAGGGCAUCUGAUCAGCCAACAACAAGUGGCAAAAGGAAAUCUACAAACUUGCCAACUGUAAAUGAGCCUCAGCAGAAGAGACAGAAAACACAGACUAUAGAAGAGAAAACUGAUGUCUCCAACACAACUAAACUACCUCCUAAACGUUUAGGCAUUGCACAUUUGUUGGAGGUUUAUGAGACGAAAGAACUGCUGGGCAAAGGAGGAUUUGGCUCUGUGUAUGCUGGUGUACGUAAAGCAGACGGAUUGCCAGUGGCAAUCAAGUACAUCUCCAAACGUAAAGCACCUGAAAAACUGGAAAUCCCUGGACAUGGUUUCCUGCCCACUGAGGUAGCUUUAAUGUCCAUCGUAAAUACAGAACCAUACUGUUUAAACAUCCUGCGGAUUCUGGAGUGGUAUGAAGAGCCAAAGUGCUACUACAUAGUUCUGGAACGACCCGAACCAUGUGAAAACCUCCACCAGUUCUGCAAUAGGUAUGGCAGCUGCUUGCCUGAGACUGUGGCUCGUUUAGUGAUGGUUCAGCUGAUAGAUGCACUGAAGCAUUGCAAGAGCCGAGGAAUUCUGCAUCGUGACGUCAAGCCAGAAAACAUCAUGGUUCAGACAGACACCCUUAACGUUAAGCUGUUUGACUUUGGGUGCGGAGACUUGGUCAAGGACACUUACAAAGAAUUUACAGGCACACUCAGCUACGCUCCUCCUGAGUGGUUUAAAAAGAAAAAGUAUUUGGCAGACCCAGCGACUGUCUGGUCUGUGGGUGUGACACUGUACAGACUGGUGUGUGGCUCUUUGCCGUUCAACACCCGGAAGGAAUUGAAACAUGGUCAUGUGUGUUUCUCCAGAAGUCAUUCUGAAGAAUGCAUGCAUCUGAUCCGUUGGUGUUUGUGCACCAAACCAGCAGGCCGUCCGAGUCUGGAGCAGAUAGAGCAUCACCCAUGGUUUCACUUAAAAGGAUCUGCAGUACAAAGUACUGGAUAGACACCUGCC
Molecule: messenger RNA, 1651 nt
Organism: Silurus meridionalis
Lineage: Eukaryota; Metazoa; Chordata; Actinopteri; Siluriformes; Siluridae
Product: serine/threonine-protein kinase pim-1-like
Exons: 11
Coding region: 11-1642 (543 amino acids)
Biological process (GO): regulation of mitotic cell cycle; negative regulation of apoptotic process; protein autophosphorylation
Cellular component (GO): cytoplasm
Molecular function (GO): protein serine/threonine kinase activity; ATP binding
Source: RefSeq, a predicted model, not a curated record